Molecule: messenger RNA, 1512 nt
Organism: Rhodotorula toruloides NP11
Lineage: Eukaryota; Fungi; Basidiomycota; Microbotryomycetes; Sporidiobolales; Sporidiobolaceae
Product: aldehyde dehydrogenase (NAD)
Exons: 9
Coding region: 1-1512 (503 amino acids)
Molecular function (GO): aldehyde dehydrogenase (NAD+) activity
Source: RefSeq, a predicted model, not a curated record
AUGUCGAACAACCUCACUGCAUCGCUCACCUUCCCCGAGGGCCACUCGCUCAAGUCGCUCGAGUUUCCCGUCGGCCUCUUCAUCAACAACGAGUACUCGCCCGCCAGCGGCGGCGAGACCAUCGAGGUCCGUGCUCCCGCCUUUGACAAGGUCAUUGCCCACGUCCCCCGCGGAACGGCCGAGGAUGUCGACCGCGCCGUCGAGGCCGCCCAGAAGGCGUACGACACCGUCUGGGGCGAGCGCUGCCCCGGCCACAAGCGUGGCAAGCUCCUCAUGCAGCUCGCCGACCUGUUCGAGCAGCACGUCGAGCAGCUCGCGUCGAUCGAGGCGCUCGACAACGGCAAGGCUUACAACAUCGCCAAGGCGUUCGACGUCUCCGAGGCCGCCGCUUGCCUGAGGUACUACGGCGGCUGGGCCGACAAGGAGCACGGCAAGGUCAUCGAGGUCGACAACUCGAAGAUGGCCAUCACCAAGCACGAGCCGAUCGGUGUUAUUGGUCAAAUCAUCCCCUGGAACUUCCCUCUCCUCAUGUUCGCCUGGAAGCUCGGCCCCGCUCUCGCCUGCGGCAACUGCAUCGUCAUCAAGGUUGCCGAGACGACUCCGCUCUCCGCCUUCUACGCCACGCAACUCAUUGCCAAGGUCUUCCCGCCUGGUGUCGUCAACGUCGUCACUGGCUACGGUAACGAGGUCGGCGCCGCCAUCUCGGGCCACAUGAAGAUCCUCAAGGUCGCCUUCACCGGCUCGACCCUCGUCGGCCGCACCAUCAUGCAGGCCGCCGCCAAGUCGAACCUCAAGCCCGUCACGCUCGAGCUCGGCGGCAAGUCGCCCAACAUCAUCUUCGACGACGCCGACAUGGAGCAGGCCGUCUCGUGGUCCGCGUUCGGCCUCUUCUUCAACGCCGGACAGUGCUGCUGCGCCGGAUCGCGAAUCUUUGUCCAGGAGAGCAUCUACGACGAGUUCCUCGAGAAGCUCACGGCCAAGGUCAAGUCGAUGAAGGUUGGCCAGCCCUUUGCGGCCGACUCGUUCGUCGGCCCGGCGACGAGCAAGCUCCAGUUCGACCGCAUCAACGCCCACAUCCAGUCGGGCAAGGACGAGGGCGCCAAGGUUCACGUCGGCGGCAACCGCCACGGCGACGAGGGCUACUUCAUCGAGCCCACCAUCUUCACCGACGUCACGCCCAACAUGCGCAUCGCUCAGGAGGAGAUCUUCGGCCCGGUCCUCGUCGUCCAGAAGUUCAAGGACGAGUCUGACGUGGUUGCCAAGGCCAACGACACCAUGUACGGUCUCGCCGCCGCCAUCUUCUCCCGCGACAUCUCGCGCGCGAUGCGCAUUGCCAACUCGGUGCACGCGGGUACCGUCUGGCUCAACUGCUACAACCAGCUCAACUCGCAGGUUCCCUUCGGAGGGUUCAAGCAGUCUGGUAUCGGGCGCGAGCUCGGUAGCUACGCGUUGGCUAACUAUACAGCGGUCAAGGCGAUCCACAUCAACCUCUCCCAGCCGAACCCGCUCUAA